Messenger RNA from Orycteropus afer afer, 1020 nucleotides. It is a transcript of the gene STOML3, whose product is annotated as stomatin like 3. Lineage: Eukaryota; Metazoa; Chordata; Mammalia; Tubulidentata; Orycteropodidae. The record is from RefSeq and is a predicted model, not a curated record. Gene Ontology annotation, cellular component: plasma membrane.
AAAGAGAAGGAGCUUCUCUCACUUGCUCUCACUGUGUUUCUCCUCCUCCCUUCUCCAAGACAAAUCUGAGUUGCUGCCGGGGACCAGGUCUAGCUCCAAACCCAUGAAAAUUUACCAAGAAUAAAACUUCUCAAGAAUGAGAUGGAUUCUGGGGUGGCCUACCCUGAGAAGCAGGAUAAAGAAAAUUUAGUGGGCAUCAGCAAUAAACGGCUUGGUGUCUGUGGCUGGAUCCUAUUUUUCCUUUCCUUCCUGUUGAUGAUCAUUACCUUCCCCAUCUCCAUAUGGAUGUGCUUGAAGAUCAUUAAGGAGUACGAACGUGCUGUGGUAUUCCGACUGGGACGCAUCCAAGCUAACAAAGCCAAAGGACCAGGUUUGAUCCUGGUCCUACCCUGUAUAGAUGUGUUUGUCAAAGUUGAUCUCCGAACUGUUACUUGCAACAUUCCACCACAAGAGAUCCUCACUAGAGACUCUGUGACUACUCAAGUCGAUGGAGUUGUCUAUUACAGGAUCCAUAGUGCUGUCUCGGCAGUGGCUAAUGUCAAUGAUGUCCACCAAGCCACAUUUCUGCUGGCUCAGACCACACUGAGAAAUGUCUUAGGAACACAGACUUUGUCCCAAAUCUUAGCUGGCCGAGAAGAGAUCGCCCAUAGCAUCCAGACCUUGCUUGAUGAUGCCACAGAGCUGUGGGGAAUCCUGGUGGCCCGAGUGGAAAUCAAAGAUGUUCGGAUUCCAGUGCAGUUGCAAAGAUCCAUGGCAGCCGAAGCUGAGGCCACACGAGAAGCCAGAGCCAAGGUCCUUGCAGCAGAAGGAGAAAUGAAUGCUUCCAAAUCUCUCAAAUCCGCCUCCAUGGUGCUGGCGGAGUCCCCUAUAGCUCUGCAGCUGCGAUACUUGCAAACCUUGACCACUGUAGCCACGGAGAAGAAUUCCACUAUUGUGUUUCCGCUGCCUAUGAAUAUACUCGAGGGCAUUGGUGGUGUUAGUUAUGACAACAACCACAAGAAGGUUCCUAAUAAAGCCUGA